CCGCUUCAUAGCGGUAAGUUUGAUGAUAAGCUCUAACUAGCUACGUGUAUUUCGGGAAGAUCUUUUGCCCCCGAGAAUCUUCCAACAAUGACUCAAUUACAAUAUCUGAAUGUAUAUCUAACUGAGCGUUUGAUGCAAGCUGCCGAUGAGAUACUUGGAGUGGUUGGAGACACGAUCUCCGAAUACCAGGAAGAAAUAACCCGGACAAAGAGAGAGAACCAAUACCUGAAGCGACACUUGAUCACACCGGUCCUACCGGCUCCUCAGCCCAUUCCCUCUUGGGUCUUGGAGCAGCAAACUCCCCCUGAGCAACAUCACUGUGAGCAGGAGUGGAGCCCCAGUCUGGGGCAGAGGGACCCAGAGUCCACACAGAUUAAAGAGGAACAGGGUGAACUCAGGACCCGUCAGGAGGUAGAGCAGAUUCAAGGGCCGAAGGCUGAUACCAAAGUAGACUCCAUAACCAUUCCUCCCUGUGUGAAAAGUGACUGUGAUCAGGAGCCACCUCAGCCCACACAUCUUCCCCAAACUGUGGAGAACAGAGAGAGGGACUCUCUACUGACUAACACAACUGGACAGAUCAAAACAGAACCUGAUGGAGAGGGCUAUGGAGUAUCACUAUCAGAACCAACCAGUGACUCCCCUCAGUCUCAGCCCCUCUCUGCAGUAAAUCUAGACUGUUCUAGAACACAGAGUGAGAACGCUGAAAGUGUUCCUGAUGUUCCGAGAGAUCUAGAAAGGAGACCAGAGGAGGACACACAGACACACUCAUGUACUCAGUGUGGUGCCGUGUUCUGUGAGCUAUCCCAACUGGAGGCACACAUGCUAGCCCACACAGUACCACACAGUGGUGACACUAGUCACAGGCAAAUCCUCUGCACAGUCUGUUGGAAAUCAUUCACCUCUACCAGUUACCUCAAGGUCCACCUGUGUUCUCACACUAAAGAUAAGCCCUUCCACUGUGGUGUGUGUGGCCAGAGCUUCAGCUACUCAGGCAGGUUCAGGGAGCACCAACGCAUCCACACAGGAGAGAGACCGUACCGCUGCCAUGUGUGUGGUAAAUGCUUCAACCAGUCAGUCCAUCUGAAGACCCACCUGAGGGUCCAUACGGGGGAGAAACCCUACUCCUGUCCUGUCUGCGGGAAAGGGUUCAGUCAGUCCAGCCAUAUCAAGGGACACCUCAGAACUCACACCAGAGGGAGGUAGAAGAAAAAUGCUUUGGAGUGGAAAGCGCCCAUGAGGGGAUGGACAGAGCCUUCUGUUCUCUAAGUACCCAGCGUUUGGGAAGAGAAAGAGAGGCAUUCCUUCUCUUCAAUGCUACUAAUUCUACAUAUUAUAUUACUAUAGAAUGUGAUGUUUUGCAGACUGUAACUGAGGCACCUCAUGUCUACAUUGAUUUUAGAGAGUUGCUUAAUAACAUGCUAUGAAAAGACUUGACCCUCAUGUAUCACUAGGUUACACUAACAAUGUUGGAGAGAAAUAUAAUGUUAAUUUUGGUUAGAUACCCCAUUUUGUCCUAAAGUGAUCAGUGGGAUAUGGUUACAGGCAACCUAUUCUCACCAAUGUUGUUAAAAAACAGUUUGAACACUA
Coregonus clupeaformis (lake whitefish) is the source of this 1587-nucleotide messenger RNA. RefSeq names its product zinc finger protein 16. Gene Ontology annotation, cellular component: nucleus. NCBI's taxonomy places the organism in Eukaryota, Metazoa, Chordata, Actinopteri, Salmoniformes, Salmonidae. The transcript is spliced from 2 exons. The coding region runs from base 88 to 1203 and encodes 371 amino acids. The record is from RefSeq and is a predicted model, not a curated record.